AGUAUAAAUAAUGGCAAUUGGGCCAUUGGUAGAGCAGUACCACAGUUCCACUGAAGUAUCACGGAUAACCAAACGGACGCAGCACAGAGAUGAAAGUAUUCGCAUUGACCUUCUUGAGCCUGCUGGCUUUCAGCCAGGCCCGCUUGGACUACUCUCUGCAGUGCGCCCGCGGCGAGAUCGGCAUCCGCUGGCCCAGCUACCACAGCAACUCGGAGUACUAUGUGUGCCCGAGCAUCUACGGCAGCCAGUUGACUGUCCACUGUCCUGCCGGCGAGGUCUUCACCUUUGUCCUCCAGCAGUGCGUGUCGCCAGCCCACUACAUCCCAGCCCCCCAGAUGGAUGUCCUGCCCACCUCUGCUCCCAUCACCAUGCACGUUGUCGAAAAUGCACCACCAGUGAUCUCCGGAGUGUCUCACCCAGAGAGCCCGGUGCACCAUGAGCAGCAGGAGCACCAUGAACACCACGAGCACCAUGAGCAGGAGGUUGAGGUGCACCCCAUCCCACCAACCCCGGCCCCAGAGCCACCAACCCCACCCACCGUUGCCGUUAAGCCUGCUGUGCCCGUGCCCGGAAAGAAGGUCCCGGUUCCUGUGCCCGGCAAGAAGGCUACCGUUCCAGUGCCCCACAAGGCUGCCAUGGCGAAGAAGCCCACCGCCACACCCAAGAAGCCAGCUGCUCCGACUCCUUCCAAGGCCGCCAAGAAGCCGACGCCACCCAGCAAGGCCCAGAAGAAGCCAGCCACCGCCUAAGACCCAAUCCUUACGAAGAUCGCCAGUUCAAUCCCCAUCCUUCAGCAAGCGGAAUUUCAUUCACUACUCUAAAUAACAGCUCAAAGUAAUUAAAUAUGUAACUGGCAACGAC
Molecule: messenger RNA, 861 nt
Organism: Drosophila erecta
Lineage: Eukaryota; Metazoa; Arthropoda; Insecta; Diptera; Drosophilidae
Product: vegetative cell wall protein gp1
Exons: 2
Coding region: 90-749 (219 amino acids)
Molecular function (GO): chitin binding
Source: RefSeq, a predicted model, not a curated record